AUGUGGCAAGUGCCUAUUUUAUCAGAAUUGAUCACAAGUACAGUGGUUGGAACAGCCGAAACGAUUCUGUCAGAAAGCAGUUAUCGUGGGAUUGGUCUAGAGGCAGUCGAACAAAUUUGGUCGGAUAUUCAAAAAAGCGAUUGGAUGAGUGAAACGAAUAUCGAUCGACUUCGCUCAGAACUGAUCAAAGCAAGGCGUAUUGAGAAAUCAUUUCAGAAGGCUAAAAAAGGAGAGUGUACUUUGAAAGAGUUGAAAGAGGUUGAAGAGGAUUGUAAAGGUUCGAUAUUCAUGAAUGAAUCUCAAUCACAUCACGAACUCUCUGAUACAUCGAGUCGUUUGGAAUCGUUUUGUGAACGUUUGAAGCAAAUGUUUGUGAACACACAUUCGUAUUACUCACUAGUCGAGAUACUGAUCGGUCGUGAUGAUCUGGCGACACUUAUCGAGGGUUCUCCUUUGCCACUGGGUAGAUUCUCGUCUCGCAGUCUUCGGGACGAAUUGCUUCAGUUGGAUCAGUUCGAAUCUGUUGAGCAAAUGACAAAUCACUUGAACUGUGUGUAUGAACAACAACAACGUUUAAUGACAGUGCUCCGAAGUGCGAAUGAAUCGCGAUCACUCAAACAAACCUGCAGUUGUAGUAGUGAUAAGGAUGAUCCUGAUGGUUCGAUCAGAUGCUUUUUGUGUCACUCAAAAUUUCACGCGAAUUGUAUUCAAUGGGAUCCAUCUCUAUCACACCUACCAGUCGGAUAUUAUUUAUGCGUCCGUUGUUUACGAAGUAAACGUCCGUUUAUCGAAGACGUUCGUUGUGCAUCGCAAACGGCACCGUUAUCGCUUGAGAAAACACUCGUUACGCACUUGCUGACCAGAUGUGCAAAUGAUUACAAACAAACUAUGGAUUUACUCAAUCAGAUUCAGUCCACUUCGAGUGUUACUGAUCAAGAUUUGUUAAAAAAACUAGAUUCGAGUUUGAUAUCAGUGCUGUGCGCUGAAAUGGUGGAUGUGGAUUCGUGGUCGAAUAUUGUAUCGGCCUUCAAAUUGCUUCAUGAGAUCAGUGACGACGAGCGAGUGACGUAUGAAAAGAUUCGAUUACGUCCGUGCGGCGUGAACGCAGAGCCACCGUUCAUCAUAUUCACGUUAGGUGUUAAUUUGAAGAAAACAAAGCGACGAAGUAGUACGUCGACAACAACAACCGCACAACGGCACCGUAAACGUGGUCGUAACAUCUAUCACAACGACAAAGAGCAGUGCUCGGCUGAAACUUGUCUCAAACCUUACAGUGAACAGGUGCGUUGGAUUCAGUGUGAAGCGGGUUGCUCGAGAUGGUAUCAUUACGUUUGUGUGGGUCAAUCGUAUCGUCUGCAUUUUGAGUCUUCUUUUUAUACGCUGAUUGUACAGCAAAUCGUUGUUAACAAUUUUCUGAUAGGCUUCAUCGCGAUUUGGAGCACUUUAAACCUGAGCAGUGCCAUUCAUUCAACUGAACUUAUCGAAUCGAUCUUAACGAAUAAUUUAUCGCCGCUAUUCGAAGUAAUUUAUCAGGUGUGA
This is a messenger RNA of Anisakis simplex (herring worm), 1539 nucleotides long. NCBI's taxonomy places the organism in Eukaryota, Metazoa, Nematoda, Chromadorea, Rhabditida, Anisakidae. The record is from the annotation of a GenBank genome assembly.